AACUUGUAGACUUGACUCUAGGCUUUGGACAUAUCCGGUGGUCGACAUUAGCCAAAGAGCGAGCACUGCCCGAGCUCAUUCAUACACGAGCGAACCAUUCGUAAACUCCUGGGCGUUCUUGUGUCCAAGGACACUCAGGAGCAUGGACAACCAUCAGCGACAAGAAUCCCGUCGUCCAGACAGGGGCCAGCUCUCUCACGGAGCUGCGCCGAAGGUCUGUGUGGACGAGAAAUCAACAGACAGCGGCAACCCUCCAGAGUCCGACACGCCAUUCUUGAAGGUGACCAUGGUAGGAGGGUGUAUCCUCCUUGUUACCGUCAUCGUCCUGGUUAGCAGCCGAGAGGAAGAGGUGCGUCGGAAUGGCACCAAAGAGCACAUAGCAUCUACUCCCGUCUAUAUGCAUCACAAUGAAGCAGGCAGAAACGUCGAAAAUAUCGCAAAUCAACUCGUCACCCCCGUCGGUCCCUCUUCAUCACCACAGCCGCAGGUUCACACAUUGCACAAGGAAGAAAGCAGAGCUUCCAGAGCACUCAUCGACAGAAUUAUAGUGGAGGCCAAGCCACGGCUCUCGGUGCUUCGCCCUGAAGGAGCCAGACCUCUCUUGUGCGUGCUGUCUCCAGAAGCAAAACACCCACUUCAAUUUCCCAAGAAACACUGCACGCAUCUUGUCUACUCCGAUGUCAAAUACGACCUCCAUAAUGCCACCUUUACUCCAGUUAGCGAUGCCACAUACGCAGUCUUACAGACGCUCAAGGGCACGACAAGCUUGCGGCUCCUGGUUAACAUGGCAGAACGCACCCUCCGCGACUUGGCUCCAGACAGGGAGUCGAAACGCUUCUCUGACGCAGUGUCGAGUUGGCUGACUUCUACUGGUCUUAACGGCGUAGCAUUUCUCGGUCAAAGCCUGCAAUCACCUAUGAUUGGCACGUUCGUGCCUACUCUUCGGUUGUUACGAAGCGUCCUCGGCCCGCUUAAGCUCGAUAUUGUCAUCGGCAUAACAGUUCAGGACUGGGAUGCACAGCCGACACUUAUUGCUCGAAGGAUGGAUGCGAUUGGGGAGCACGCCGAUUACCUCAUUCUGGAGACUCACUACCGGGGCGUCAUGAACGGGACUUGUCGCACGGCAUAUCCUUCAGUCCUCUAUUCUGACGAUCCCCGUAAUCCGUCCGUGCCCAUUGCCCAAGCGUUGUCCUGGAUGACCAACAUUAACAUACACCAGAAGUUGAAGGUCAACACAUGCUUUUCGCUGACCUUAGGAGCGCUUCUCUUCAGAGGCGCCGGAAGUGCUCUCGCGAGUUGCAGGACGAGUCAGCUUGUCAGUUACAUGAAGGUAUGCAAGGAUUCGCAAUGGACACUUGGUACCACAGCCCAUGUGGACGUCUUGGCGGAGGAGCGACUUGGCAAUGGACAAGUAGAGUCGCAUGAGGGGGUCGCACUUCUUGCAGCCAAGGUUUUCUCCGAGGUGUCGCGAGCAAUAUCCAUGUUCCCGCUUUCGUGCGUUGCCGCUUAUCAAGUGGACUUGGACGAUUACGAAGGAGAAUGCGGAAAACCCUUCGAACGUCUACAGCUUGUGCGUCAAGCACAAGAGAAGGCAAUAGCAGACGAUGGCCAUCCACUUCCUGCUGCUGCGAUCCCUCCACUACACGAAACCGUCAAGGGAUCUGCUCCCCUAGGUAGCACGGACAGUGAAAGACGUCAACGCUGUAUGGCUCCCGGAAAGGAGUUCGCGCGCCCCCUGAUAUGUGUCUUCUCCGAUCGCAUCACUGUGCCUCGCAAUUUCACGAGGCAACACUGCACACAUAUCGUGCUUUCCCUACGACGAUAUCGUAGACCUGACUCCAUGCGAAACAUAUCAGCACACGUUUUCCAGCGUCUAAAGUCUCCGGACAUCAAGGUUUUAGUCGCUCUUCACGAGGACUUACUGCUUUCUGCGAACGCCGAGGAGCUAGCGGAGUCUUCCUCUGUGCUACUAAGGGGCACGGAGGUUGACGGCCUUGCUUUCCUUUACAUCAGCCAGUCUGCUUCGCAGCUUCGUGAGCUCAAUAUCAAGCUGCAGGCACUGCACAGCACGUUGAAGAGUAGCGGUCUAUGCCUCCUGCUCAGCUUGCAGUUAGCCGGGUACAUCGCACAGCCAAGAAUCGUCGAUAAGACACUGCGUGACGUAUCGAAGAACGUAGACGUCCUUGUAGUGAACAGCCACUACCCAGGAAGUUCAGGGGUGUGUCGAGCGGUGCAUGCGUCAGUGUUCAAGCAGAGUCUGGAUACUUGCGUUCCGACUGUGGCUGUGGAAACUGCCUUGUCGUGGUUCAAGUUCAUCGCUUCUACAAGCAUCUAUAUACCGUUCCUGUGUUUUUCGGUAGAUCUACGCGUGUUCCGUUACGUUGGCAAGUUGUCACAAGGAACCUGCGGUUCAGAGGAGCAGCUACACUACUACAAGGUUUGCGCCGAAACUGGAUGGAGCACGGUAUACGAAGUUACCACUGAUAGCGUAAUGCGGCGUAAGGAAGCGAACCUGGAGACUUUCGACACUGCAACCUCUUUGCGAAAGAAGGUGGAGGCGGCCAUAGCGCAGUACCCGAAAGCGUGCGUCGCCGCUUACAACUAUGACUUCGAGGACGUGGUCGGACAUUGCAAGGACCAGAGGCUCUCUUCCGUUCGAUCGGCUCUAGAUCAAACUGCAAGCUCGGCUUCACAAACCCUGCAGCCGCCUAAAGAAUCAAUAUCAGUACGCGGCGACCAGUCAGGAGUGAGCGACAAACCGCUGGUGUGCGUGUUGUCGAAAGCAACUCUUACAAAGCCCUUCGUUCCCCAAGCUGAGUGUACACAUCUCGUACACAGGGAAGCGUGGUACGACGCUCUCGGCGGAACCAUCCACGUAAAAGAAUCGUCCCUAGGUCUGAUUGCCAAUCGGCCCAACAUGAAGCACGUGGCCGGCCUCAGUGGCGAGAUCUUCCUCAGCGCCAUACUAGGUGACCGAGCCGUUGUUCAGGAGAUGGCGUCAAACAUGGCCAUCUCUGCCCGACGAAUGCACCUCGAUGGAUUGGCCAUCCUGGACUUCAACCGCACGUCCAGGACCAUAGCUUCCUUUGCUCCUGCGCUUUCGAUCCUUCGAAAGGCAUUUUCUCAAGAUUUAAUCAUUAUCCUCGGAUUGGAGGUUCUUGACGCAUCUCUGCCAACGAAAACCAUGGCAAGGCGUUUGCUGAACACAAUUAAGCUCGCCGACAUCACAAUAUUUCAGACCCACUAUAGGAGCGUUCGAGGUUACUGUCAAGUAUCCUACCCUUCUGUGUACGAGUACAAGGAAGGCAACCUCCUUCCACUGGCAACUGCUCUCGACUGGAUGAGAGACCUGGGCGUACCGCGCAUAUGUGUUUCCUUUAAUAUGGCUGUGCUAGAAUUCGACAGAAUCAACAGCACCAACGACUGCAAGAAGGUCCUUUCGCGAAGCUACUCUGAGACAUGUAAUAACACCGGCUGGAAGAGAGACGACGAGACGUCGGAGUCCUUUUCGGCUGUUCGAGAGAAAGGUUCUGCUUGGCAGACUUUUGAAUCCGCAGAACUCCUUGGACGAAAGGUGGACCGCAUGUUUGCUCAGCAUCCGGGGGCUUGCGUGGCAGCUUUCAAUAUCGACCUGGAGGACGCCACCCCAACGUGCGAGAAGCAUGGAAGAUUUGCGAGACUCUCCACGAUUGCAGAGAAAUACGUGACGUCUCAAGCCAAUGCCAAUCUUGAGUACGAGACACUUCCGCAAAUUGCUGAAGAUACCGCUUCCAUCAUGUCUACAGAGCUCGUAGGUUCGCAUGCACUUAGUAACCACGACACGCAGAAUCAGAGGAAAGGUGAUCACACAGAGUACCAGUAUAGGACCAGUGACACCAGUAGCCGUCCGUUCGUUUGCUUCAUGGGCCGCUUGUGGGCUGGACCGGCGAAGCUCCCUCCGAGUCAGUGCACGCACGUGGUCCUGAGGGUGAAGUCAGGUGGAGAGGAAGUCAUGAAGCAACUGAAGGAACAGCUGAAUUCCGCAGUUAAAUACUUGGCUGCGCAGAGCUUAAACUCGCGGAAGAAUCGCUUAGCAUUUGUGCCUGGUUACUUCGACGGCGUAGCAGUCAUCAAUAUCCGUACUUACUCCACUGCCCUGACAGCCGUCGGUGAUUCUUUGGCGAGCUUUCGUAACCGUCUGCCCAAAGGGAAUGUGCUUGCCGUGGGACUGGAAAUAAUGGAUUUUCACCAGGACGCUGGUUUGAUUGUACAGCAGCUGGGGCACAUUCAGAUGUUGGCCGACAUAAUCAUCUUUCAGACUCACUUCAGGAGGGAUAGGAGCUUCUGCCGAACGGCUUAUCCUUCAAUGUAUCAUUCCGCGAAUGACACCUGCAUUCAAACACCGCCCAUUACUAAAGUGGUGAAGUGGAUGCAGCUUCUGUAUUCCCCGAGCUUGUGCAUUUCCUUCAACUUGGCCGCUUUGCGAUUCCAUCUGACUGAAAGUCCUGGUGUCGGUGAACUUUGCCAGAACGUGGAAGAGGUGAACGAUUUGUGCUAUACCGAAGAGUGGAAGACUUCGGACGAGGAACAGUACGCUAUGGCUACUAGUCGCCACCAGGCCGAUAUCUGGUUCUCGUAUGAAACGGGACGGCUUCUCCGACAAAAGAUAAGCAAGGCUUUGUCGGCCUAUCCGAGACUGUGUUUGGCUGCUUUCAGCGUGGACGCUGACGGAAGCAGUAAAUGUCGCAAAGAAGCCUACAGUCGCGUAAACGAUAUGGCUACUGCUGCGCUACCCAAAGUGAAGCCUCCCAUUGUCCAGAAAGCUAACGUGGCUCCAAAGAGGAAAACUCUGUCAAAGCCAAACAAGAUCGUGUGCGUCUUAAAUGGUGGCGACAACAUGGGCGACAUACCACAUCAGUUCUGCGACUAUUACAUUUACGGAUACGCGGGAUACGUGAAAGAUUUGAUGCAUAUCCUCCCCGACGCCGUGAGUCUGGAGUCGAUUCGCCAGAUUAGGCGACCAGGUGUCAAAAUAGUGGCAGCUAUUUGGCAGGAAGACUUCAGAGCCUUUCUCGAAGAUAUGUUCAACCAGACGAGCGGACCCUCGUUGUUUUCGAAGCUGAUCGGCUGGUUGUUUGAAUAUAACCUAGACGGACUCGCAACGGCAUACUACAACAUGACAUCAAGUGACUUGGAGAGGGCUGUAACACUUAUCCAUGAUCUUGGAUGUAAGUUGCACGCUUCAGGCUACGAGCUCGUCGUUGGCAUCACUAUUACAGACCUGGACGCAGCACCAGAGAGCAAACUUCUUCCAAGCCUCAGGGUCAUAGCCAGGUCGGUCGAUUUGUUGACAUUGGAGACCCACGUGGGUUUUCAGUAUCUUGAAGACUGUAGGAUACAUUUUCCGAGUCGGAUGGGACUCACGCAUCCGUACGUUGCGAACUCUCCAACCAUCUCCAAAGCCAGUUACUAUAUUGAAAGACUGGCCGAAAUCACUGACGUUCCAGUCUGCUUUUCGUUGUCCCUGGGAGUGCGUUAUUAUGAACUCGAGAAUGCCGCAAGCGGAAAACCUGGAUUUGAAUGCAACCUUUUCCAAUACCUCAACUACAGCGACGUAUGCAACCAGGGUUCUUUGUGGAGUCCGCCAGUGCGUAAUAGUGAUGUCGGAAGCACUUGGCAUUGGACUCGUGGUGCAGUAUACACGUACGAAACGCCCCCAGAUAUCGUGAUGAAGGUGCUGCACGUGAGGUCCAAGUGCGUGGCCUUGUACGAAGUGGAGUUGGACGACCCUUACGCAGUUUGCACCAAAGGGCGCAAAUUUCCGAGGCUGCAAGACAUCUACCAGUCAUAUGAAAGCAUAGCUCUCCUCAGAGAGGAACCGAAAAAGAUCAUCGCGCCGAGCGAACCCACUUUGAUAUGCGUGGUGACUGACAAGUUUCCGACCAUAUAUCCUCCUUGCGACUAUGUUGUCUAUUACGGUGUAGAGUACGUCGGUGGAGAAAUUGGAUUCGAAGACACGUCGUCUAAUGUAGCCUUGAUCAGGUUUUUGGGGAGGACAGGCAACGAGCAUCGGUUCAUCUCCCCGAUUGCGAAGAUCUAUUCUUGGUACCGGGACAUGGACGCUAAAGCAGAAGCCAAGAGGGAAUUUGUGCGCUCGACCACUAAAUUUCUGCUGAAACACGCUCUUAAGGGGAUAGCACUCCUCCAUCUGGAAAUAUACAGUGACAAUGCAGGGGAGCUGUGGCGCUUCCUGGAGAGCAUAAAGUGCCAACUGUCCUACAAUGGCCACAUGGUCAUGGUAGGCAUCAGACUGAAGAGCGAUGCCUCAGAACACUUCAUGUCUGACCUGAACCAUCUGACCAGGUCGGUUAAUAUCUUCAUUCUGGAAACUCACCUGGAAGUACCCGCUAACAUAACGAACUGUACCGGCCGGUACCCGUCCACCAUGCGCGGGCAAUUCGCCAGCGCGGGCACCAUUCCCAUCGAAUUGGGCGUGGAGUGGCUGAAAGCUUUGCGCAAGCCGCAGCCGUUCCUCUGCUACUCCGUUUCCAUGGCAGCGUUUGAGUUCCACAGGUCGAGUCACUCAGCCCCAGUUGGGGCCCAUUGCAACGAUAUGACUACCGUCGACUACAGUGAGGUUUGCAAGAGAUCUGACGUGCCAGUACAAUCGAGUUACUUGGCAAUUUCUACCUUUCAACGUGUACGGAACAAAUUGUACACUUAUGAUACUAAGUCUGACCUGGUGCUCAAGGUUGAUACAGCAGGCACGCCGUGUGUUGCUGCGUACCAUGCGGACUACGACGAUCCUCAAGGCGUGUGUGGGGCUCCGCACUUGCGCACUGCCCUCAUCAACGAGUCACUUUAUGAACUCGCGAAAACACAUCGACUGAACCGAGCAGAAGACGUUGGGCGUCGCGCUGAGAAACCCGUUGGCCCACAGCACGCUGUCAUAUGUGUGUUUCAUGAGAACGCCACAAGCAUCGGCCGUAUCCCGUCCUCCGUGUGCGACUAUAUCGUCUUGGACGCUUUCGUGGUGGAAGACGGGCUGGUAGAGAAAGCCCAGGCUUCAAUCAUGCAGGAAGUGCGGCAACUUUCGAAGGAGAGCUCGACGAACUUUGCUAUGAUGCUGGAUGGCGACGGUUUGUCACGGAGGUGGAAGGCCGGGCGCCGAAUCUACAGCCAGAUUCAGGAAAUAAUAUCAUUCAUGAUUGAAAACGGAUUUAACGCUGUCGCUUUCGGCUUCACCAAAACUUUGCACGAGGAUUUCGUGGCCCAGACGACAAUCCUGUCGAAAACGCGAGAGGAAAUGCAGAAGGCAAACCACACUGAAUUCGAGAUCCUUAUGGUGGUUCCAUUCAGCAUCAGGUGGCUCAUCUGGUCGCGUGGACAAAUCUUCGGCUACAUUGACGCUGUCAUCUUCAUUACCCACAACGACAGCAUAGACACAUCUUGUACGGUAAAGGUUUCGUCCAGCUACGAAGUAGACAACUUCACCAUCUCCAGUGUGACAGAGGCAGCACUCCUCAUGGAGCAUCUAUCAAAAUCCAAUAGGAGCAUUCCUCUUCUUUGUUUCACGGUUAGCUUGGCUGCGUUGAUGUUCAACGGCACCCGAUCUGAUGCUUACGUGGGCGAUGACUGUCGGGUGAUGUCGCACGUGGCGUACGAAACUACUUGUCCGCUGAGUCUCGAAGAAUCCACAGCCAGCGAUACAGUGGCUGCUUACAUGAUAGGGCAGAGGUACAUGUUCACCUAUGAGAAUGAAGACACGGUCGCCAUGAAGGCGAUCGGAAUGAGCGGCUUUCUGCCAAAAGUGUGCAUUGCGACGUACAGCACAGAGCUCGAAGACUUGAAUGGAAAUUGCUUUGCACGCCCUCCCGCAUCACGACUGCGAGCCAUAAAGUACAGCCUAACAAUACCGGAGCAUACAGCUUUCAGAUACCGCAUAAAGAACCCACUGAUAUGCACUGUUGGAAAGUCGCCCAAGAUUCCCGUACCGUUUCCAGCAGACUACUGCGACAUCUUAAUUUACACAGAAGUGAUGUACGACCAGGCACAUCAAGUCGUAAGACCCACGCAUAAUCUGAGUCAGUUCAACGAGUUCUUUGAAUUCUACGAUGAUUCUUACUACGAGUUCAAUCGCCCCAAGCUCGCUAUUGCCCUUGACCCGAAGUCUCUGGAGGGUAGAGAAUAUCAGAGCAAGCAAGGCCUGGAAGACAUCGCUAAUGUCAUUUCUUCGUGGCUUGCCUUGACCAGAACGGAUGGAUUGGCCAUUAUUAAUGAUGUGAUAUCAGAGCAAACGCUUCUACAUCACACUACCUUCAUGGAGAAAAUGAGGUCAAUCUCCUUUAAGAAAAAUCAGAACAUGAUACUUCUGUACGGUGCCUCAGUCAUCGAGGGAUACACAAAUUGGGCCAAGACUGACAUCGCAAGCUACGUCGACGUGCUGAUACUCAUGGCCCACCGAAACACUUGGGCCCUCACACCGUGCGUCGUUGGGCUGCCAUCCACGCUUCGUAACCGUUCUGAACAUUCCCAAAAACGCCUACUGCAGCACAGCGUCCGUGGCCUGAAAAACGUUGUGUCAGUGCUACCUGCGUUUGCCGUGUCGAUCAACCUGGCAGUGCGACAGUUUAAGAGCGACUUCAAUGCCAUCAAUGAUUCGUGUAUCUUCGAAAAAUGGGUCAACUUUUCAAGGGUGUGUGGAAGUACCGUCAUACCAGUCGGUAGUUUCAGUGGAGCAAUCCAGAAUCGAGAUUCCAUCACCAAGAAUGCAUUCGAGACGGAUGAUUCCGUACGGAUCAAGAUUCGGCUUUACCACGAAUGGGUGGAAGGCAUGGGCGUGGUCCUCUUCAACGCCGACUACGAGGCCACAGGGAGCCCAUGUCCUUAUGUCAGGGGUGGCUACUCCAGGCUGAUUACUGCCUAUGAGCAAACGAGCAUAAAUAAAGGGAAAUGGGAUACCCCAGCCACAGCGCCUCCGUCGCACGCUAACAUAACAGAAGUGGAGCCAGCAGCGCGACCGGAUGCGUUGUCAUUCAACCCAAUGGUAUGCGUCUUUGGGAAAGAAACCACGGUUAUUCCUAAGCACUUCCCCAAGCAAAUGUGCGACUUCAUCGUUCUCAUGGCCCUCACCUACCAUGGGCCCGAAUCUGCCUCCAUCGAAGUCAGCAAAACUGACUUGCUCCAAAAGUUCUUGGCCAUUCCCAACAUGGAUCUGCACACCACUCCUUACUACCUCGUCGGUUUCUACCAAGAGUCGUUCAGCAGACACUGGAUACACAACCCUACUCUUUACGUACACUUCGCCAACAGAGUAACAGUAUUUAUGAAGGAGACUGCACCUGGGGUGCACGGUAUCUUUAUCGAGUUCGGGAUCCUCAUCGGUGAUCACGCCAUGAACUUCCAGAAUAUCGUCCAGCGUACCCGGAAUGAGAUGGCUCGAAUCCAGCACCGAAAUCUAUUUAAAGUUGGAAUGGGUGCUGUGUUUCCACUGCGUCCGAGGAAGUGGGAUGAUAUCUCACUUCUGAUACAUUACUUGGACGUCAUGGUCAUGGUAACGCACAGAACCGAAGUUGAAGUAGCUGGAUGUCGCAUCGUGUCCCCGUCUACGCUGUCCUACGAAGUCUAUGGCCUUGGACUAUGGUCCUGGAGCACGUCCGUGAUGAGAGCCAUGAUCAACCUCGCCGGCAAAAAGCACAUGCCGCCCAUGUGCUUCAGCAUGAGCAUGGCCGUCUUGAAAUUUGAGGUGGCUGGUCAUCGUGUGCCCUUCGACGGGUAUUGCUACGAUGAAGAUUGGGUAAACUAUGCGGAGACGUGUCCGUCAUUCCAUGCGCCGACGUACAUGUCAGCCUCAAGGUUGUGUGGCUACAGCCGGAUCAGAAACCAUGUCUGGACUUUCGAAAACGAAGACACGGUCAGCAUCAAGACAGACUCGUCUGCCCGUGAAUAUGCGGGCUUGUGCGUAGCGGCGUACAACGUGAACUACGAAGAUGAGGGAAAGUGCACUCAGCGGCGCCCUUACUCCAGAAUGAGAGCCAUUCGGAAGUCGCUCAAUCAUAUCAAUUCUAAAGUCGGCAACCUCUUCGAUCCUCCCCGUGGCGCAUACUACUACGAUCCGCUGAACCCUUCCCCACCUCCGACCUCGAACCGCAGCUUGCUUCACACGUACAAGUACGGCGAACCGUCCUACAAGAAGAAGAAACGACGACGCACAUCGCAUUCACAGCGGUCUUCCAAUGACAGUCGCUUCCCAGCGAGCACACCAAAAGGACCGACACCCAGCGUGUGUUAUUUCAACGCUCCUGCGCCAGGAAUGCCUUGCGUCGCAAAGCGUAUGUGCUCACAUGUCAUCUACGAUGCUCCGGACUACGACAGCGUACAUGGUGUCUUCUCUAGCACAGAUGGAGUCUGGGAGUCUGCCAUUGCAGCUGCCAGGGCCGAUAGCAUGGACCUGUUCCUCGGUACAAAAGCAAAGAGGUUGCUGAAUUUGUACUACCAGGGCUGUGAAAUACUGGAAGACUUCUUGAAAGCCAUCCUUGACUUGGCGACGGGGGCAGAAGGUUUCCUGGGCGUUAGCGUUAGCAUUUUAGACAAAAUUACGGACAGAGAUGCAGAACAUUUCCCUGACACCAUUCAUAAAUUACGGACGUCCUUGGACAGUAUGAACAUGACGGCUAUAUUCCUAGUCUCUCCGGCUGCUAUGAACGACGCUGGCUUAAGGGCACUAGUCGCCGAUGCGGCGGAUAUGAUUGUGUACGCUGGAAAUGUUGCUGCCAGAACUCGCAGGAGGAACCAAGGCGCGAGGAGCAGCACAAAAUUUCCCGACGGCGAUUCCCCAACGACAAUGUCGUCCAUGGAUGGCCUUCUGGAGCUAUCCGAGAUAUUCUACGAUAAUUCCUCUGUGUGUGUGAGCCUCAACCUGGCUGUGUACAACUGCACCGACAACUUAUGCGUGAAGGCCACCUAUCCUGAUGUAUGCAAUCUUACUGGCACCAUUGACCCAGACUACUCUGCCAUGACAGCCACAGUGGGAUCAUCUGUCUUCAUCUACGACAACGAAGCAACACUUUCAUCUAAGCUGGAAUAUUUCCGAAAACAGUUUUCAAGGUCAUGUGUUGCUCUGCUGAAUGCCGAUGCCGAAGACCACAGUUACAAGUGUGGGACAGAAGAACCUUUUUCACGGCUCGCCCGCGUUCGAAGCAUUUUAGGCGGUGGUGAUAACACGACUUCGGCUCAAACUACCACUCAAGGGACACCGCCAUCGCAAACAACAGUGACACCGACGCCUUCGGCAGAGACAGCACCGGCUUCGAAAGCCACAUUGGCUCCUACAGGAAGCACACUGACAACGACUCCUUCUGCGGAGACGGCAUCAGCUUCGAAAGCCACAUUGGCUCCUACAGGGAGUACAGUGACAACGACGCCUUCGGCGGAGACGGCAUCAGCUUCGAAAGCCACAUUGGCUCCUACAGGGUGUACAGUGACAACGACGCCUUCGGCGGAGACGGCAUCAGCUUCGAAAGCCACAUUGGCUCCUACAGGGAGCACAGUGACAACGACGCCUUCGGCGGAGACGGCAUCAGCUUCGAAAGCCACAUUGGCUCCUACAGGGAGUACAGUGACAACGACGCCUUCGGCGGAGACGGCAUCAGCUUCGAAAGCCACAUUGGCUCCUACAGGGAGUACAGUGACAACGACGCCUUCGGCGGAGACGGCAUCAGCUUCGAAAGCCACAUUGGCUCCUACAGGGAGCACAGUGACAACGACGCCUUCGGGGGAGACAGCACCGGCUUCGAAAGCCACGUUGGGUUCUACAGAGAGCACAGCGGCACCGGCAGAGACCGCAGAGGUACCGACGGACCGCCCCGUGACAUCGACAAAAUAUAAUGCGACAUCCACAAAAAGCACUGCCUCAUCUUCUGCGAGUGGCACACCAUAUUCCAGUAUACACAACACAACUUUGCUCUGCCUAUCUGGACCCACUGCGAAGGAGGAUUAUCUAGUCCAUAUUCCUGCUAAGCUCUGCGAUUAUAUCGUUUAUCCUAGAGGAUCCUACGACUACAGAAAACGCAUCAUUCAUGCCGCCAAGCCAAUCGGCGGGCAUAAAGCUGUGCUCACUUUGAACUCAUCCACCUACGUGGACGACUGGGUGACGGACACACCUGAACUUGUUGCUUUCACAAACACGCUUGGAACAGUUAUGCAGACAGACCAAUGGACAGCUUUUGGCAUAUUCCUAGAGGAUCCCAACCACACGUCCAAUAUAGUGACUGUACAUGCGGCGAUACUGACACUGUUGAUGCAGAAGCAACCGGCACCGUUUCAAAUGGUUGUGGGUAGCGUUCCACUUCGUGACGGCAGGGCCUUCUUUGGCCUUUUGCUUGGUUCAGACGUCUUCAUCAUGAUGACUCAGCAUAUCCCAGUAAAACCCUGUACUAUCGAGCCACCGACGCGGACCCCUGCCUUACGCGCAUUCAUCGCUGACCAGGGUCACGACGAUCUCGUCUCCCUUAUUCACCGAUGGCGCGUAUCGAACAAAUUGCGUGCCCUCAUUUGUGCUCCGAUUAGUAUGGCCGUCGUCACUUACCGUCUGAUGUAUGAGGAGAAGAAGGACACCGGCGACCACUGUAUAAGUCAAGUCCCGGAGAACUACGCUCAGACUUGUAACAAAGCAACGACCACGGACGCCAAUGCUGUGUACUAUUCCAAUGCAACGCAUCUGAUGGCUUUCGAGAAUGAGGAAACGUCACUCACUCGGAUGCAAGAAUAUUAUAACAAGAUCGAUGACCCCUGCGUGGCGGCGUUCAGCGUUGAUUGCGAAGACCCUACAGGGUUGUGCGGGCCAGCCUUCUCAAGGCUCAACGCUAUUCGAGCACAACUCGACACGUAUAAUGUUAGCACUUCUGGAGCAGCAGCAGGAACAGUAGCGCCGGCACCAAUAACCACUAGUGCGAGACCAGAGACUGUGGCGACAGGAUCGCCCACAACGGCCAGUAGUGAAAGUGUAAUGACAAACACGACAAUAUCCAGUAGUAAUACUAGUACGGUGGCAACGGCAUCCAGUGAGCCCCCAUCCCACGUAACUGAAUCGAGCGCAGGUACAGGACGCGAUGACACAUCGAGCACUGCAAGUGAAGUGACGACUCCGUCAUUCGUUACUACGUCCUCAGAAACUGUGACGACAGAAAUGCCCCCAACAUCCAGUAGUACGAGUGCAACCCAGAGUCCUACGCCAAGUAGUAUUACUGGCACAACGGCACCCACAACAGCGCCACCUAAUAUAACGAAAUCGAGGUCAGCAACUACUGCCACCAAGAACACUUUGCUGUGCUUUAUGGCUCCGCCACUCGUUCUGCAUAGCAACUUCCCAGAACUCGCCUGCGAUGUCAUCAUAUACGUUGCGGUCUGCUUGAAAGGAAACCUAGACACUCGAGUCAAUGGUUCGGAGUGGAAAGCCUUCUUAGAUUUAAAGGAAAAGCUACAGAAAAAAACUAAGAAACUGAAGUUCGCUGCUAACCUCGACACAGAGUGCCUUCUGAAUGCAAGCAACAUCGACAAGGCUCUAGUCAAGGCUGUGGUCGUGGACGCGGCAUCGAUGCUCGUCACUUAUAACUUAUCUGCAGGUGCAGUUGUCGUCCAGAACAGUCGCCACGAGCCUUCCAUUCAGUGGGCGGACGUUAUGCAGCACUACAGGACCAGCAUUGAACGGGAAGCUGCAGAUGGCAUUCUUAUCUUCGGUGCGUCUCCAACCUACCUUUCCAACAAGGUCGCCUUGGAGGCCAUUCUCCCGUUGGUGGACAUCCUUGUCUACACCAACCAUCACACGAUCGUGAAAGAUGAGCCGUGUAGAGUGAGCUACCCAAGCGGCGUGUUCUUCGAGGAUCAGAAUAACAACAGCGUGGAAACCAUGAAACAGCAUCAAGACAAAGUGGUUUGCAAGUCGGUCAGCAUGGCUGUCUUCCGUUUUGCAUUGACAGCGAUCAACGACACUUUUGGCUCUGCAUGUCGUCAGGAGGUCAUGGACAGUUACGGCGAGGUAUGUCCUCCGCCAAGGGUGGGAGUUCCAGGCGAGCCGACUUGGUACCCUAUCCACUAUACGGACAAGUUCAACCUGAUCACGUACGAAAGCGAAAUGACACUCCAAGAGAAGGUCUUAGCGCUACGCAUGCUGGUAAACCGUGUCUGCGUUGCUGCUUUCCACGUCGAGUUUGAAGCUCCCACUGGGUUGUGUCCGCAUCGUUCUGGCUUCACCAGAAUAAAACAAAUGCGGAACGCUCUGGAUAAUCCCGUGGAAUAUGUUCCUCCAGAAAUACCCGGUUUCGACGAAGGCUCAACUGGUACCGUAACUCCUACCGCUGAGGGUCACAGGAGGCUCGCCAAGGAACCAGGCACUGAAGCUCGUCUCGUCUGCUUUGUGGCCCCGCCGGUGAAGACCUUGCAGGAUUACCCCUCGUACUCGUGUGACUACCUUAUCUAUCAGACCGCUGGAUACGAUGUUGCCUCCAAGCACAUCUCCUUACAAGAUACAACGUCUUGGGCAGAGUUCUUGAAGCUGGAGAAGCCUCCUGCAACCAGGUUCAUGGUGUCUAUUGAUAGUCAGUCUCUCAUUAAUAUAACGAGAGUAGGUGUCAUCGAAAGCUUCGUGAAUAGAGUACCAGCUUGGCUUCAAGAGCAUCAGUUCGGAGGCGUAGCAGCGCUGUUCGAUUCACAGGAUGAUUCUUUGCGUGCUUACAAUGCAUUGAAAGCCCUUCGCGAGCGUCUUGACCAAUUCCAGCAGGGAACGUACGUGCUACUUCUGGGAGCUGCGGAGGCCCUUCCUGAUCACCUUGUUCGGUUGGCCCAUACUUUCGUGUUCGUGACCAACCACGUUCCGAGCGCCAUCUCUUGUAAGGUCAGCUACCCGUCUGUCACCACGCACAUGUCGACACUGUCGGAAACCCUGCUGCUGGCGAAAAGCCUCAAGAAAGUGGCGGCCAACGUGAGCGUUUGUAUCUCCAUCAACCUGGCUGUCCUGGUCUUCUGGCAGGAGAAGGUUGACAGGACAGUCGGCGCCAUGUGCAAACAAGGCGCGGAGACAGACUUCGCGGAGCUGUGCAGACAAGCUGAGGUGAAGAUAACAGUGGACAGGGAAUGGAUGAGUGCUUAUCUUCAGGCUGACGAGAACAACACGCUGUACACGUUCGAAACAGAAGAUCUCUUGGCCACCAAGGUGGCCUUCUUCAAAUCGUGGUUCCCGGACGUCUGCGUUGCUGCUUUCCACACGGAACGUGACGUAUACGCUCACCCUUGCCCUCUCCUACCACCUUUCUCGAGGCUUAUCAAGAUUGCAGACACGCUCUACCGCAACAUACCGAACUUACUAUUGAAUAAAUAAAAUGUAACGCA
Messenger RNA from Ornithodoros turicata, 15363 nucleotides. RefSeq lists its product as uncharacterized. The transcript has 124 exons. Bases 143 to 15352 code for a protein of 5069 amino acids. The record is from RefSeq and is a predicted model, not a curated record. Lineage: Eukaryota; Metazoa; Arthropoda; Arachnida; Ixodida; Argasidae.